This is a messenger RNA of Wyeomyia smithii (pitcher-plant mosquito), 5028 nucleotides long. RefSeq names its product regulator of G-protein signaling 20 (gene Dhit). The coding region runs from base 871 to 1437 and encodes 188 amino acids. NCBI's taxonomy places the organism in Eukaryota, Metazoa, Arthropoda, Insecta, Diptera, Culicidae. The record is from RefSeq and is a predicted model, not a curated record. The transcript is spliced from 6 exons.
AGUGGGAAACGUUCGGUUGGAAAAACGGUUUUCUCCGGUGGAAAAGCGCGCCCGAUUGCGAGGGCUUCUGGCGAGUUUCGCCGAGAGUGUUGAAGUGAAAUAUCACUGUUUACAACAUUAAUAAUAAUACUCGAAGAAGCAGCAGUCGCACCGGUGUGGUUCCAAGUGACUAAUUUUCUCAUGAUUCCGGAAAUUCUUGUGUUCCCCGGUGCGCAAUGAUCGAGCUGAGCAAAUCGUCGGACGUUUUGUAAACGGUAAAUUACGGUUCAGCGGGAUCAAAAGAGUCCCGAUCGACAUUCCGAUGCGGUGAACGUGUUUGCUGAUUUACAUAUCAUCGUCAAGUGGUAGUGUUAUGCGGUGCAAAUGAUGCUUCCCAGCUUCAGCACCCAACGUGCAACGGCCUUAGCAUCUAGCAACAGCAACCAACGCCACGGUACAACCUUGACAGAGUGUUUACCCUCCGCUGUUUAGAGUGCUGCUGUAAGUGAAAAUUAUGAUGUAAGAAAGAGCUAAACAAAAACAAAUACCCAGUCCGGCACGGGGCACAAAAAAUCUGGCAGGUUGUGUCGAGUAUAUGUGCUAAUGCCGUCACCGCCGCCGCCGCCGGGAGUGUGAAACAAUAAAAUGAUACCAAAGAGUGAACACCGGCGGAGAAAGUGCAAAAUCUAACCGCAAUCAGGCACCGACCAGCAGCGACCGGCCAGUUUGUAGUUCUGGUUGGAAAAAUGUAAUCCUCCCAGGCUUCACGUGAGUGCGGGUUUACUAAGCGGUUAGGAUAGAAAGAUAAAAAGUGCUUUGACAGUGCCAGUAGGAUUUGGAGAACGGAAGAUAUCCGUCUGUCAGUCGCAGGACAGGUGAGGUAGCAUAACUAUGGCCGAAAGAUGGCGAUCGGCCAUUAUGAAAAUCCGCAAAGGCUUGGCUAUAAAAAACGCAGAAGACAACGGGCCUACGAAAAAAGACCCAGCUAAUUCCGAUACGCUUUUCGACGGUGAACAGCCAAGCUUGGAGGAAAUUCGCAGCUGGGGUAAAAGCUUCGACAAGGUGAUGCGAAGUCCUAGCGGGCGAAAAGCGUUCCGGGAGUUCCUGCGCUGCGAAUAUAGCGAGGAAAAUAUUCUCUUCUGGCUGGCCUGCGAAGAGCUCAAAAAGGAAACUAACCCCGAGGCGAUAGAGGAGAAGGCUAGGUUUAUCUACGAAGAUUAUAUAUCGAUUUUAUCACCGAAAGAGGUGUCGUUAGAUUCUCGAGUACGGGAAAUAGUUAAUAGGAAUAUGGUGGAACCAACACCGCACACAUUUGAUGAAGCUCAACUACAAAUUUAUACACUUAUGCAUAGAGAUUCGUAUCCGAGAUUUAUAAACUCAGCACAAUUCAGAACUCUGGCACAAAUACCGGAGGGUGUUUCGGCAUCUGGUUCUACGGCGGAGAGUCCUAGUGAUUAGGAUACAACAGCGGGACUGCAUGGAUCGGUAGUUGUAUUAUUAAAGUAAAUUUUAUACAUAUUAUCGAUGGUUAACGCUAAGGUGGACAGCGGAAGGAACGGGAAAAACAACUGAUAAGUUUACUUGCGGAAAAGCAUUGCUAAAUGUUCGAAACAACGUUGGACAUGCGGAGAAAACGACGAAACAAAGGUGGAAAGGAGACAGUGUGAUGAUAACGAUGAUGGAAUAGAAUGGAAACUCGUGAUGCGAAAUACUAGCAUUAAUUAUUGAAUUAACACAGAUUAAAUUAAAAGGAAAAAGAAAACCAAACCAAAAAAAAACAUUAGAAUGAACAACAAAAGGCAAAUAAAGUAAAAUUUUAUAUAAACAUUAUACAUCACGACGAAAUGGAUCGAAAUAGUGUUCCCUCCUGGAGGAUAGGAGAAGUGGUAAAUAUUCAGAUAUGAUGAACGCGUAAUUCACUGAUUAUUUUUAGCGUUACUGUAAAUUAUAGAUGGUCGUUAUUAAAUUAAAAGAAACAACAAAUAAUAAUAAACAGAAAUGAAAAUAACCCCAGAAAACAUGCUCUAAAACGAUGUAAACAAUAGCCAAAAUAAAUUGAGAAGGAAACAAAAAAUAGUAUAUAUAUACACUGAAGAGAACGGAUAAAUGAAGUUUAGUUUAACGUUAAAAUCAAGACAAAACGACAAUGAACCAAACACCCGUAGCAGGAGAAACUAGUUCUCUUCCCACGUAUUUCUACCCGUUAUCCCGAUCGAGUGUUCUCACUUUCAUAUAUACUGACCGCAUCAUCAAGUUAGUAUGGCUUGAAUUCAAACUCUAUCAACCUACUCUAGAAGGCUUAUCACAAAAACAAAGGCACACAUCAAAAUCAACACUACAAAUUGUAAGCAAAUACAUUCUCAGUCAUGCACCCACAGAAGUUUAGUCGAAAUUUUUUGAGCGCAUUAUUUUCACAUUUUGAACCAAAACCAAAGCAAAACAAACAAACGAAAAAAAUAUCAAAAGAGUGUUACGGUAUUUUUACACUGUAUGUGAAACGAAGAGCACAAAGAUUUAUGCAUAAGAUCUACACGGAAGUGCAAGAAGGUACGGCCGCGGGAGUGAACAGGAACAGUAGAACCAAGGCGUUAGUAAUCAAUCCUUAUCAAAGAAAUAAAAGAAAAUCCAGCAAGCUAAACGACACUCGCUUGAUCGUGUUAUGUGUUCUGUCGAAACGUUUAAGUAUUACCGAAAUUUCUCAGCUCCUACGCCAAUGUCUGAUUACUGUUUAAACUACACUAAAGUAACAAUCGUUGAAAGUACUAUCCUAUUAUUCAAAUUAUUAUUAUUAUUAUAGUUGCAAAUUCUAUAUGACUGUUGUUGCUGAAUAGUUUUUUUUUUUUUUUUAUUCUCGCUUAUUUUCCGUCGGUCUAGUUCCGCCACUGUUGUGGCCAAUCACCGACGCCCAGGGAGGCGACUCCACACCCAGGACCCUAACUCACGACCCGUUUAUUAACAGACCGGCGCCAACGGCUUUACUUCCUCAUGCGAUGGAAGGCGUGAUCCCAGAGAUUUUUCGCCUCAGAAAAUCUCCCGGUGUCGGCUAGGAUUGAAUCUAGACCAGUUGGGUUGGUUGUGAGUGGAUCACGCCACCUCACAACCAUCGACACCUAUGUCGGCGGUGGGAUUCGAACCCAGGCGUCGAGCGUGGUUGGCGGAGACGUUACCAACCACACUAGGCCCCCGCCUUAUGAAUAGUUUUUGUUUCAACUAGUUUCCCGAUAGAGACCAUCGGUUAGCUGAAUUCUGAGCCUAGAUUUUACUUUUGUUAACAUUUCUACAAUGGCCUAUUCUAGAUUUUUUACACAAAUACUGAUAGGAGAAAUGGCGAACAUUUUUUGUCCGCUACUGUUUAAGAAAAUCAAACGAACGAGGAGUUAUUCCAGUCAAAACGAAACCUUUGGUGGUGUUUAGUGAAUAGGGCAAGUUAUUUGUAUCCCGGAUGACAAAGUCUACAACAAGCACAAAUAUAUCUACAACCUUCACAAUCCAUAAUUCUGAUCAUGUACACGGCGGAAAAACAUAUUUUUCCAUAUAUUUUUCUAUGAACCGGUAAUCCGCAUCACAUUAUUAACUUCUUCCUGUUAAAUAGUAACCACGAAACCAACACUAAAAAAAAAAACAAACAGAAAAUAUUAUCAUUGUUGUUUCCCUGAAAGCAAGCAAAAGUAAAGAAAAAUAUAACAUACUAAAUAACAGCGUCUACUGUAUGGCCCAACUACUGUACUACUACUUUAGGAUAGCUUAGACGGGGGUAUUAAAUUUAACAGAUUAUCCACUGCAAAUCCAUCAUAUUAAUGUAGGCAUUUCCUGUGCGCAGAGCUCUACGGGCAACUUUCCACAGCUCGGAAUCGGAAAGUUCACGGCCCGAAAGAUCGUGUAAAGGGCAUAUAGAAUAAAUCAACAGUUUUUACUUUGCAACAAAUUGAGAAAAUUACAACCGAUUCAACUUUUUUACCAGCUAGGAAAGCCUGUUCGCAGAGUACUGCGCUUUUGACACGCAAUAAAACCAAAAAAAAAGUAGAGAAAAGUAAGGAUAAACAAGAAUAGUCCAACAUAUACAAAUUUGUGUGUAAACAUUUCCGUUUCAAAUUAUUUGAAUGAUUUUCUCGCUUUCAGUUCGAUAGAAAUACACGAGAGAAUGUAACAAAAAAGCAAACUUUUAUAAAAUAAAUAAACAAAAAAAAAUCAUAAAACAAAAGUAAGGGGAUAAACAAUACGCCCGUAUUUAAGCAAAAAUAAAAAAAAACAAAAAUUUUAUACGAAAUAAAGCUUAGCGCCGCUACGCACGAAUAACGGCGACUAAUUCGUAGCGCAACGCUCGGCUGGAAAUCCGUUAUCAGGAACGGCCAGACGGUGCACUCUGUGGUAGUGGGGUUUUGAGGGGGAAAGUUAGACCACACACAGACACAUACACAAGCAUAAAUGUUACCGGUUUUCGUUGAACUUCUGUCUUCAAUAGCCACACCCACACACCCACAAUCGAACGUUUCCGUUACUUUAUUCGUUCCUUUUUCCAUCUGUACCUUUAGUGUAUAAAUGACAAGAUAAUAGGUUUUAGAAAUCACGCGUGUGUAGAUUCACCGAAUUUUAUUUUUUUUUUGUUUCUUGUUUUCAUUUCCAUAGGACAAAUAAAAUGUAGUAAACAUGGAAACAAAAGCUGAACUUCUUACUUACAACCUUUUAUAUAGUAUUUAUUCUAGGAUGAACACAGAUAACUACAGUUACAAUUAACUGAGAUAAGUAAGUGAAUAAUAGAAUAUCGCAAAAGAACUUGUUGUUUAUACUUCGAUUUCAUAUAAAAAAAAAAAACAGAAGUAAUGUAAAACCAAAAAAGUAAAAUAAAUCAUAUGAAUAUGCACCAAACUUUUAACGAAGGAAAGUAAAUAAACAUUUGCAGUUAAACCCGCAUGUUAAAAAGAAAGUAAAACAAUGUUUAAAAGUACCACAAAAGAAAGAAAUAAGCAAAAUUCAUAAUUGAAAUGUACCGAGAUUUUAGUUGAAAUAAAGGACGGAUGAAAGCAUUCAGUUAUGGCGAAAGAAAACCAA